Molecule: messenger RNA, 3546 nt
Organism: Mya arenaria
Lineage: Eukaryota; Metazoa; Mollusca; Bivalvia; Myida; Myidae
Product: trichohyalin-like
Exons: 4
Coding region: 1-3546 (1181 amino acids)
Cellular component (GO): cytosol; plasma membrane
Molecular function (GO): lipid binding
Source: RefSeq, a predicted model, not a curated record
AUGGGCACCUGGCCAUUCAGUAAGACGAUAGACGAUGGGCACCUGGCCAUUCAGCAAGACGAUGGGCACCUGGCCAUUCAGCAAGACGAUGGGCACCUGGCAAUUCAGCACGACGAUGGGCACCUGGCAAUUCAACAAGACGAUGGGCACCUAGCCAUUCAGCAAGACGAUGGGCACCUGGCCAUUCAGCAAGACGAUAGACGAUGGGCACCUGGCCAUUCACACGACGAUAGACACCUGACCAUUCAGCAAGACGAUAGGCACCUGACCAUUCAGCAAGACGAUAGGCACCAGGCCCUUCAGCAUGACGAUAGGGACCUGGCCAUUCAGCAAGACGAUGGGCACCAGGCCAUUCAGCAAGACGAUAGGCACCUGGCCAUUCAGCAAGACGACAUGCACCAGUCCAUUCAUCAAGACGAUAGGCACCAGACCAUUCGGCAAGACGAUAGGCACCAGGCCAUUCAGCAAGACGAUAGACACCUGACCAUUCAGCAAGACGAUAUGCACCUGGCCAUUCAGCAAGACGAAAGGCACCUGACCAUUCAGCAAGACGAUAGGCACCAGGCCAUUCAGCAAGACGAUAGACACCUGACCAUUCAGCAAGACGAUAUGCACCUGGCCAUUCAGCAAGACGAUAGGCACCUGACCAUUCAGCAAGACGAUAUGCACCAGGCCAUUCAGCAAGACGAUAGGCACCUGGCCAUUCAGCAAGACGAUAGGCACCAGGCCAUUCAGCAAGACGAUAGGCACUUGGCCAUUCAGCAAGACGUUAGGGACCUGGCCAUUCAGCAAGACGAUAGGAACCUGGCCAUUCAGCAAGACGACAUGCACCAGGCCAUUCAUCAAGACGAUAGGCACCACACCAUUCAGCAAGACGAUAGGCAAUUGGCCAUUCAGCAAGACGUUAGGGACCUGGCCAUUCAGCAAGACGAUAGGGACCUGGCCAUUCAGCAAGACGACAUGCACCAGGCCAUUCAUCAAGACGAUAGGCACCAGACCAUUCAGCAAGACGAUAGGCACCAGGCCAUUCAGCAAGACGAUGGGCACCAGGCCAUUCAGCAAGACGAUUGUGACCUGGCCAUUCAGCAAGACGACAUGCACCAGGCAAUUCAGCAAGACGAUAGGCACCUGGCCAUUCAGCAAGACGGUAGGCACCUAGAAAAUCAGCAAGACGAUAGGCACCUGGCCAUUCAGCAAGACGGUAGGCACCCAGAAAAUCAGCAAGACGAUAGGCAUCAGGCCAUUCAGCAAGACGAUAGGCACCUAGCAAAUCAGCAAGACGAUAGGCACCAGGCCAUUCAGCAAGACGAUAGGCACCAGGCCAUUCAGCAAGACGAUAGGGACCUGACCAUUCAGCAAGACGAUAUGCACCUGGCCAUUCAGCAAGACGAUAUGCACCUGACCAUUCAGCAAGACGAUAGGCACCAGGCCAUUCAGCAAGACGAUAGGCACCUGGCCAUUCAGCAAGACGAUAGGCACCAGGCCAUUCAGCAAGACGAUAGGCACUUGGCCAUUCAGCAAGACGUUAGGGACCUGGCCAUUCAGCAAGACGAUAGGGACCUGGCCAUUCAGCAAGACGACAUGCACCAGGCCAUUCAUCAAGACGAUAGGCACCAGACCAUUCAGCAAGACGAUAGGCACCAGGCCAUUCAGCAAGACGAUGGGCAGCAGGCCAUUCAGCAAGACGAUAGUGACCUGGGCAUUCAGCAAGACGAUGGGCACCUGGCAAUUCAGCAAGACGAUAGGCACCUGGCCAUUCAGCAAGACGAUAGGCACCUACAAGACGAUAGGCACCAGGCCCUUCAGCAUGACGAUAGGGACCUGGCCAUUCAGCAAGACGAUGGGCUCCUGGCUAUUCAGCAAGACGAUAGGCACCAGGCCAUUCAGCAAGACGUUAGGGACCUGGCCAUUCAGCAAGACGAUAGGGACCUGGCCAUUCAGCAAGACGAUAGACACCUGACCAUUCAGCAAGACGAUAUGCACCUGGCCAUUCAGCAAGACGAACGGCACCUGACCAUUCAGCAAGACGAUAGGCACCAGGCCAUUCAGCAAGACGAUAGACACCUGACUAUUCAGCAAGACGAUAUGCACCUGGCCAUUCAGCAAGACGAUAGACACCUGACCAUUCAGCAAGACGAUAGGCACCAGGCCAUUCAGCAAGACGAUAGGCACCUGGCCAUUCAGCAAGACGAUGGGCUCCUGGCUAUUCAGCAAGACGAUAGGCACCAGGCCAUUCAGCAAGACGUUAGGGACCUGGCCAUUCAGCAAGACGAUGGGCUCCUGGCUAUUCAGCAAGACGAUAGGCACCAGGCCAUUCAGCAAGACGUUAGGGACCUGGCCAUUCAGCAAGACGAUAGGGACCUGGCCAUUCAGCAAGACGAUAGACACCUGACCAUUCAGCAAGACGAUAUGCACCUGGCCAUUCAGCAAGACGAACGGCACCUGACCAUUCAGCAAGACGAUAGGCACCAGGCCAUUCAGCAAGACGAUAGACACCUGACUAUUCAGCAAGACGAUAUGCACCUGGCCAUUCAGCAAGACGAUAGGCACCUGACCAUUCAGCAAGACGAUAGGCACCAGGCCAUUCAGCAAGACGAUAGGCACCUGGCCAUUCAGCAAGACGAUAGGCACCAAGCCAUUCAGCAAGACGAUAGGCACUUGGCCAUUCAGCAAGACGUUAGGGACCUGGGCAUUCAGCAAGACGAUAGGAACCUGGCCAUUCAGCAAGACGACAUGCACCAGGCCAUUCAUCAAGACGAUAGGCACCAGACCAUUCAGCAAGACGAUAGGCACUUGGCCAUUCAGCAAGACGUUAGGGACCUGGCCAUUCAGCAAGACGAUAGGGACCUGGCCAUUCAGCAAGACGACAUGCACCAGGCCAUUCAUCAAGACGAUAGGCACCAGACCAUUCAGCAAGACGAUAGUGACCUGGCCACUCAGCAAGACGAUGGGCACCUGCAAGACGGUAGGCACCCAGAAAAUCAGCAAGAAGAUAGGCAUCAGGCCAUUCAGCAAGACGAUAGGCACCUAGCAAAUCAGCAAGACGAUAGGCACCUGGCAAUUCAGCAAGACGAUAGGCACCUAGCAAAUCAGCAAGACGAUAGGCACCAGGCCAUUCAGCAAGACGAUAGGCACCAGGCCAUUCAGCAAGACGAUAGUGACCUGGGCAUUCAGCAAGACGAUGGGCACCUGGCCAUUCAGCAAGACGAUAGGCACCUGGCCAUUCAUCAUGACGAUAGGCACCAGGCCAUUCAGCAAGACGAUAGGCACCUGGCCAUUCAGCAAGACGAUAUGCACCUGGCCAUUCAGCAAGACGGUAGGCAUCAAGGCGAUAGGCACCAGGCCAUUCAGCAAGACGAUGGGCACCAGGCCAUUCAGCAAGACGACAUGCACCCGGCCAUUCAGCAAGACGAUAGGGACCUGGCCAUUCAGCAAGAAGAUGGGCACCUAACCAUUCAGCAAGACGAUGGGCACCUGACCAUUCAGCAAGACGAUAGGCACCUAGCAAUUAACAGGCUGCCAAGUGAACUUUCUUUUAUAAAGUAG